UUCGCAAGCAGACGCCAUGAGGUAGUUACGCGGUCGAAUCCGAUUCCCAGCCCGAGCGGGACCCGGGCCGCGUCCCAAACGCGCUGUGUUCUACUGCGUAGUCAUGGAAACAGCGCGUGAGGUCUCACGGGCGCCAUGCUGACUACUAAGUGAGGAGGUAAGCUAUUUGGGACAGAGCCUUAAGGAAUUUUGGGGGAAAGAGCAAGAUGGCUGGUGCUGGAGGAGAAGAGAGUUUCACUCCUUUUUGACAAAAUAACGGAGGAUUUGGGCAUCGAACAUAUGCUGGAGUUUAUCCUUGGAGCUGUAGUUAAGUGUUUUUUUUUUUAAACACUUUUUUUUUUUCUUUUUCUUAAACAUCUGUUAUGUAAAGGCUGUGUUCAUGUCUGAGUGAAGCCUUUUGGACAAAGUUUUCCACUCUGAUGGUUGUUGUUGUUGUUGUUAUUGUUGUUGCGUGUUUACUGUACAGCAGGUAAAGGAGGUUAUUUCUAAACUCUUUUUUUUUUGAAGUGAUUUAUCCGGACUUAUCCGGUUUCCUGCUGGAUACUUUGUGACACUUUGUUACUUUGUUUCUAGACGCAGAUGCGAUGUUCUCUAACGCUACUUUAGUUUCUGUUCAAACCUGACAUUAUACAUCACAGACUGUUUUUUUUUCUUUUGAAAGUUCCACCAAUACAAUUUAUAUUAAUUAACCUAAUUAGAGAGAGAGAGAAACUAAACUAAAUGAGCUCUAGUCGGACCCGUUGUCAAGCAGCCAGAGCCCCGAGCUCUGCGCAUGCGCACAAGCCCCCUCAGACUGAAGGUUUGGAGAUGGAGAUGGAGAGGAUGGAGCCUCAGGGAGAAGUGGGGCUCGGGGUCCCCGAGGAGGAACAGCCCUCACCGUCCAGACAGGCGUGGAGCCGGGACAACCCGGGGUUCGAGCCUGAAGAGGGCCUGGAGGCGAGCUGGAGCCCGGGACGGAGGUCCUUAUCUGACACCUCCAGCAGCAGCGGCAGCAGCGGACUCGGGAGCUUCACCGGCGGGAGCACCGCGCGCAUCCACCGGGGCCUGUACCCCACUCCUCCCGCCGAUGGGCUUCAACACGAGCCGCCAAGCUGGGGAGCCAGGAUCCUGGAGAAAAUCAGACUUCUGUGGGGCACACGCCUCCUGGAGGAGAGGGACAGCAGCAGAGAGAUGUACCUGAAGAACGUCCUCAGAGAGAUGAUCACCUACGCCCUUUUCCUUCUCACCUUAUGCAUCUUAACAUACGGCAUGGUGAGCACCAACAUGUACUACUACACCAAAGUCAUGUCUCAGCUCUUCCUGGACGCGCCGCUCACCAGCGCAGAUGCCACCACUUUUAGGAGCCUCUCCACCAUGGAAGACUUCUGGAAAUACACAGAGGGGCCUUUUCUAAACGGGAUGUACUGGGAAAUGUGGUACAACAACAAGAGCCUGCCGGAGAACCAGAGCCUCAUCUUUUACGAGAACCUGCUUUUGGGAGUCCCUCGUCUGCGUCAGGUCAAAGUUCUUAACAAGUCCUGUCCUGUUCAUGAGGAGCUGAAGGACGAGGUGUACGACUGCUACGGUGUCUAUGCGGCCGCCUACGAGGACAAGAAAUCGUUUGGACUGAAAAACGGCACUGCGUGGGUGUACUCUGAGGAGAGCAGCCUCGGGGAAAGCAGCUACUCGGGUGAAGUGGGGACGUACAGAGGAGGAGGGUUCUAUCAGGAUCUGUCCCGCACCAGAGACGAGUCAAACAGACAGCUGCAGGAGCUGAAGGCCAACCUGUGGCUGGAUCGAGGCACCAGGGCCGUGUUCAUCGACUUCUCCGUCUACAACGGCAACAUCAACCUCUUCUGCAUCGUCAGGCUGCUGGUGGAGUUUCCAGCCACAGGGGGCGCUGUGUCCUCGUGGCAGUUCCAGACUGUACGUCUGGUGCGCUAUGUGUCCAGCUGGGACCACUUUGUGGGGCUGUGCGAGGUCAUCUUCUGCUUCUUCGUGAUCUACUACCUGGUGGAGGAGGUGCUGGAGAUCCGCCUGCACCGCCUGCGCUACUUCAAAAGCUUGUGGAACUGCCUGGACGUGCUCAUAGUAACGCUGAGCGUCCCUGCCAUCAUAAUGAACAUCUACAGGACAUCAGCGGUCAACAACAGGCUGAAGUUCCUGCUAGAGAACCACAAGACGUACCCGAACUUCAUCCCACUGGCUCGGCUGCAGGUUCAGUUCAACAGUCUGGCUGCCAUCAUCGUAUUCCUGGCCUGGGUCAAACUAUUUAAGUUCAUCAAUUUUAAUAAGACCAUGAGCCAGCUAUCCAGCACUGUGUCCCGGUGCGCUAAAGACCUGCUGGGGUUUGCCAUCAUGUUCUUCAUCGUCUUCCUGGCAUACGCGCAGCUGGCAUACCUGGUGUUCGGCACACAGCUUAACGACUUCAGCACCUUCCAGGCCUGCAUCUUCACACAGUUCCGGAUCAUUCUAGGAGACUUUGACUUCUCAGAGAUCGAAGAGGCCGACAGAGUCCUGGGGCCGAUUUACUUCACCACCUUUGUGUUCUUCAUGUUCAUGAUUCUGUUGAACAUGUUCUUAGCCAUCAUCAAUGACACGUACGCAGAGGUGAAGGCUGACAUGGCACAGCAGAGAUCCGAAAUGGAGAUAACGGACCUCAUUAAAAAGGGCUACCACAAGGCCAUGGUGAAACUCAGGCUGAGGAAGACGGCGGUGGAUGACAUCUCUGAUAGCCUUCGUCAGGCAGGAGGGAAACUCAACUUCGACGAGCUCCGACAGGACCUGCGAGGGAAGGGACACUCCGACGCUGAGAUCGAAGCCAUUUUCGCCAAGUACGAUCUGGAUGGAGACCAGGAGCUCACUGAGCACGAGCACCAGCAGAUGAGGGAUGACCUGGAGAAAGAGAGAGAGGACUUGGAUUUAGAACGCAGUUCGCUGCCCAGGCCUAUGAGUGGCCGGAGCUUCUCCCGUAGCCAGGACGACUCUGAGGAGGACGACGAUGAGGACAGUGGACACAGUUCCCGUCGCCGUGGAAGCAGUUCUGGGGGUGUGUCUUACGAGGAGUUCCAAGUCCUGGUGAGAAGGGUGGACCGUAUGGAGCACUCCAUUGGCAGUAUCGUGUCCAAGAUCGAUGCGGUCAUUGUGAAGCUGGAGGCCAUGGAAAGGGCCAAGCUGAAGAGGAGAGAGGUCCUGAGCAGACUGCUGGAUGGGGUCAUGGAGGAUGAAAGAAUGGGAAAGGAUACAGAGGCUCACAGGGAGCAGAUGGAGCGACUGGUGCGAGAGGAGCUUGAGCGCUGGGAGUCAGAUGACGCCAUCUCUCAGGUCAGCCAUCAGCAGGCUACUCCUGCUGGUCCAGGAGCUCAUCCUCGCCCACGCAGCACCCGCCCCUCCUCCUCACUGUCCACGGAGGGUCCGGACACCGGAAACAAUGGAGGUGGACAGGUGUAAGACCUUUUCUACUGCUCCCGUAGUCUUAUUAACUUUUCCAACACUAAAUGCUCACCUUACAGUACAUCAGUAUUUCUUUUGUUGUUGUUUUAUUGCAAUUUAUUCACAGAGCACAUAUCUAUAUAAUGAUUCAUCAGUUAUUAACCAGGAGUGUAUACUGAAUAUAUAUUAAGGUACACUGGCACAAACUUUAAUCAGCUUAAGAAAUGGUACUGAGCAAAAUAGGUCUAGAUUUAGGCAUAAAGGUCAUUUUUUUUGACAAAAUAGUGCAAGGUACAUGACUUUCUUUACAUACUCACACACACACACACACACACACACAUAUAUAUAUAUAUAUAUAGUGGUACCUCGGCAAACGAACCGCCUUGAGAAGUUUCGCCUUUAGAACUACAUUUUUGCAAGCAUACGAGGGGCUGAGCUGGUUGUGCGUACUUCUGGUUAUCGACCUUGUUAAUUGUUUGCGUCAAUGGAAAGCCAAGCGAAGUGAGUUUACAUAUUUUUUAUUUGAUAACAUAAAUGUUGUCAACAAGGGAAGCAAGAAGAAAAGGUUUUCAGUUUGGUUUUUAAAGCAGCCGGUGCCAAGAGGAAUCAUAAAUUAAGGUUAAGUGAGGUUUAAUGUCUAUUUAUUUCAUAUCGUUUCUAAAUGUUUUGAUUGCUUUUAUUUUAUUUUUUUUAUUUUUUAAGAACUCGCCUCCAGAAUGGAUUAAACUCGUAUGUCGAGGUACCGCUGUAAGUAGUAAAUAAUGUGUAAAUAAUAAGAGGUCAUUGUGAAAUUAAAGGCUUCUAAUGAAAUUAUUUAAUAGCAGGCUGUAUCUUUUGCCAAUUAAGUUAGCAUGAGUCUUUUUAAUAACCAUAAACUAUUUCAUAUUCAAAUGUUUUUGCAUAUUUAUGAGACUAUAAGUCUGUACUGCCAGAGACAGAAUGAGAAACAGCAUCAGAGAUACACUGUAAAUUUAUAACGCAUUGCUGCGUUCUUAAAAAUGUGUAAAAUUAGAAAAUCACAAACAAAUAAUAUCACCAAACUUUAAUGUUUGGAAAGAAUUUGUUAGAUCAAAUGCCUUUUUAUUCACUUUAUAUUAUUUCCUAUUGUAUCAUUUAUUUUCACUACAUAGAGUAUAAUACAAUGGAUCUGUUGGAAUGCCAUUUGAAAAGCCAGUCAGUGCCUGUUGGAAGUAAACUUUAAAUGUAAUAUUUUAUUUGUUACAUUUUCUUUGAAAAUUUUAUACAAUGACAAAAAAAAAUUAUAUAAAAAUUACAUGUCAUGAAUAUUUAGUUUUCUUCCAAAACGCUUGUUCUACACAGAGUUAGCCAAAAUGUUUUGGGGACAGAUGGCGAUCAUCAUAAAUUAACUUUGUUUUGUUUCUGUAAAUGUAAAAAUCUAACUGUGUUCAUUCAGACAGUUAAAAAACAAAAAAAAUGAAGGAUUUUCUAACACUUACUGUAUUUAUCAUUUUCCCCAUUUAAUUACCAAUUUAAGCUAAGACAUAUUACAAUGAAGAUCCCUUUUCUUCAAUACCAGUAUUAUGUACAGACUCAUAUACAUCUCACAAAGCAUUAAAGGAUCUUUCUUAGCUUUCGAAGCUUGACCUAAUUCGACCAUGUGAAUUUUGUCACACAUUCGAAAGGUUUGUUUGCAUAAACAGAUUGAUGCGAUUCUUCACAAAACUGACUGCCGUGUAUUAUGCGUGUCACAUUAGGAAUCCUAGAUAUUUUUUGUACUUAAGUAAAACCCCCACACUAAUUUGAUCUAUACUUCCUGGCGUGUGUAACAAAAACAACUAUGAUUUGUGACAUCUGUUUUUGCAAAUGAACCCAUAAUUUCUAGUUGCUUUCAGUUAAUAUAGUUGUGUGAACAGAAUGCUUUGUCAUGUAAACCUAAGCAGGUAAUGUAUUCCUUAUUAAUGCCUUAAAAUUGUUUUUUAAUACCUAUUGUAACUUAAAACAAACUUCGAUUCGGAGUGCAUCUGCUUUCUUGGGAAGCUUAUUGUGUGCUGGUUUGCAUCGUAUAGCUGAAGUUUCGUAGUUUUUCGCUGACAUAAGUUUUGCAUCAACAUAAAUUCAACAUAGAAAUUAAUGUUCUUGACUCGGGCUGAGUAGUCUGAUGAUAUGAUUGAAAUAAGAUCAGCGUUGAGAUGAGUACACACAAUUAUUGGUACUGUAUCCUCAGAACUUUUAUAAUACUAAACUCUUAUGUUACUAUUUUUGUACCAAUUUCUGUACCGAUACCAACAUCAUUAUUUAGAUUUGUGUAUGUGUGUGUCUCCAAAUGCAUAUCCUUUUUUCCUACGCUGCUUUUGGAUAUAUUUUAUUUUAUAUUCCUUUAUUAAGGCUGAUAUUCAGUAUGAUUGCUUUUUUUUUGACAACAUAUAGUUAUAUUGCAAACUCAUUCCACUGAAAACAAACCCUCUAUCAGCACACAGUCCUGGAGAUUUGGCUCUGUUUCUCUGAAUGUUUUGAUCAGUAUUACUGUUUUAAUAUCUGCAUUUUUUACAAUAAAAUAUUUGCACAAU
This is a messenger RNA of Clarias gariepinus (North African catfish), 5939 nucleotides long. It is a transcript of the gene pkd2, whose product is annotated as polycystic kidney disease 2. The coding region runs from base 721 to 3429 and encodes 902 amino acids. Gene Ontology annotation, biological process: detection of mechanical stimulus; potassium ion transmembrane transport; release of sequestered calcium ion into cytosol. Lineage: Eukaryota; Metazoa; Chordata; Actinopteri; Siluriformes; Clariidae. The record is from RefSeq and is a predicted model, not a curated record. Gene Ontology annotation, cellular component: membrane. The transcript is spliced from 15 exons. Gene Ontology annotation, molecular function: calcium ion binding; signaling receptor binding; voltage-gated sodium channel activity.